AUGGUUACAAGUGAACUAAAAUUUUGUUCUGCCUCUGUUUCAGGAGAAAAUCUGUUGUGUGUUGCUGCUGACCAACUUUUUCACUUUCCUGCCACAUUCACAUUUGUCGUCCGAACAUUUUCCGUAUUGGAUGGUAUUGGGAAGGGUUUUGACCCUCGAUUUGGCAAUUUUAUAGAAAUUGCCAAAAUCUAUGCACUGGAGUUGCUAAGAUUUCGGGAGGCUGGUGCUGAAGUUGCCAUAAAGGACUUCAAGAAGAGAUGGGAACGAAAGAACCAAACUGUUGAUAACUUAUUUUGGAAGGGUGACAGUUCAAAAUCUUGCUCAGAUUUGAAGGAGCUCGAUUUUACUGCGAACUUGCUUCCGGAAUGGAAAGACAUUAGGCAUUCGGAGAAUCCAUUCACAGGUACAAGCAAAGGUGGUAUUCCUAGAUUUAUGUUGAUUGCAUGUUUGGCAAAAAUUGAAAUCCUUAAUGGGAUUGAGGUGAGGAUUCUUGAGGGAAAAGAAUCUGAAAUCAGGGAGUUCAAACUGACAAAGAUCCUUCUUUGAAAUUAUCAACUUGAAUUGUGUAAGCUCAUUGUCUGAAGCAACAGAUACUGCACAUCAAGUGCUUGAUAUAAAUCCUUAAAGAAAACAAAAUGGGGUAUUCCAUUACGAAGUGUUGGUUUAGUUCAUUUUACCGCUGGUGUAUCAAGUUUCGGGGGUUAGUUCAACACCAGUAAGUUUAUCAUUUUGCUUGUUUGCACUUUUCUUUAAGACACUUUGAACUUACUAGGGGCUAGUUGCUCUUCUCUUUAAGAAACCUUGAACUUAUUAGGAUUUGUAUCAGUAUGAAUUUAGAAUUUGAAUCCUUUUUUUGUAUGAUUCUGAAUCCAAGUGUAAACUGAAUGUAUUUAUAAGUUGUGUGAUGAAAACAAUGAAUGAUUAAUGGAAAGGUCAUUAUAAAU
Messenger RNA from Papaver somniferum (opium poppy), 944 nucleotides. RefSeq lists its product as uncharacterized. The coding region runs from base 1 to 546 and encodes 181 amino acids. The transcript has 9 exons. Lineage: Eukaryota; Viridiplantae; Streptophyta; Magnoliopsida; Ranunculales; Papaveraceae. The record is from RefSeq and is a predicted model, not a curated record.